AUGGCGCCCAAAAAACCAACCUCGUCCGUUGCUGCUGCUGCUUCUCCAGCCUCAGCAGCCGACUUUUUUACGCGUGGCAAGAAACCUACCACCACCGACAGAGUCAUCAACGUCAAGAAGACAACAACAGCCACUGUGUUCAAGCACACCCCUGCACUCAAAAGCAGCAGCACCAACAACAAGCCCAGGGCACAGAGUCAACAAAUAAAACAGGAUCAAAACAAGCCCCAUGACAUUAUUGUGAUCUCGGACAGCGAGGACGAUGAGAAAGCAAGCAGCAUCUCUCGCGAUGAAGUAAAUAACGACGAUGAUGCAGCUUGGGGUUUUGGAGAAGAUCUUGGGCCUCUGGACGACUUUCUCUUUGACGACGCCAUCGAACCCCAGGAGCCCCAAAACAAGCCCUUGCCUCAGACAAAGCUGAAGAAGGAUAUCGCCGAACCCUUGAUCACGCCAGUUAUGUCCAGAUCCUCGUCUGCCAAGCGAUCUCGCUCUCAUCUUGUAUCGACUCGUUCAGUCAAUAUCCAGCAAGGAAUUCACCAGGAAGACAUCUCGGAGCAUGAAAAGAUUCUUCGCCAGUUCGAUCUAGCGUCCAAAUACGGUCCUUGCCUCGGCAUGACCCGUCUCGAGCGAUGGGAGCGAGCUUCUCUGCUGGGUCUCUCGCCACCUGUAGGUGUAAAGGAUCUGGCAGUGAAGAACACGACCCUGAACACACCUAUUUACGCAGGCCGGGUUUAG
This is a messenger RNA of Linnemannia hyalina, 735 nucleotides long. The record is from the annotation of a GenBank genome assembly. NCBI's taxonomy places the organism in Eukaryota, Fungi, Mortierellomycota, Mortierellomycetes, Mortierellales, Mortierellaceae.